AUGGGUGAUGUAGAUCUAACCAACGAUGGCAUCGUCAGCCUCGACUAUGAUUCUCGAGGCUACAUCUCUGCUCCCACCUGGUCCGUAGCGGUGGAGCAUCGCCCGACCCAGCACCACCAGCAGCACCAGCAGCACCACCAUCAACACCAGCAGCAGCAGCAGCAUCAGCAUUCGCAGCACCACCACCACCACCAACGAGCCGAUGGUAGGGGGGAUAUCUCACCCCUACAAACUAACAGUCACGAUUUCAACGCCACUGUAGCGCACGACCACGAUCUCAUCAGCGACUGGGAAUUCCACAAUAUACAACCCCACCACCUCCCGUAUUCUCAAGCUGAGACCUCGUCUGCUCCCCAAUUCACCUCCAGCUACUCGAUCCCACUCCAGGCUUCUCCAAUCGAUCUCAUGCCAGCUGCUACCCAGGCUCAGCUGGGUCCAAGUCUACUUGACGGGCCCUAUCACGUUCCUCUGUCUGCACCGCCAGUCGAUAUGAUACCCUUCACGUUCCACGAUUUCCACGCGGAUCUCAUGUCUUUUCCGACUAUGGACGGCCUUCCAGAUGUGACCUACGCUUCCCAGAGUAUUCAGGGCAGUAGCUCGCCAACAGACACAUAUUUGGAAGUCCGCUCCUUGACCAGUUCGAGCAGUGAUAAUGGCUGGACAACCAUCGAGAAUCGCAGGUCUCUAGACUCUCCAUACCACGAACAUGGCAUGUUCAUCAACCCAAAUCAGACCCUGCAUAAUAGGAGCCUGUCUGAGUCGUCAUAUUCCGAUUUGGAUCUCCACAACCCAAGAAACUCCUUUAGCAGCAUAACAGACUUUUCUCAUCCCAUAAAUUCUCCAAGUUCGGAAUCGAAUCUCGAGGCGGAGUACAAUGCUAUAAAUCGUAGAGUGUCAUGUGAUCAGACCUCCCAUGGUUCGUCGUCCCCGGCUGCUGUGAGCCCCGUUGGAAUUGUCAGGCCCAUGCCAGCCAAGAAAUCUUCGUCGCCUUCCCGAUCCCCGACUUCACAGGCGUCGUCCUCUCCGCCAAGUAGAAAACCAUCCCGCAAAAGCCCUAUCGCCGCAAAGACCGCAGAAACGAAAGUGCGAAAGCAAUCUCAGUCUGGAAAGCCCGAAACUGAGAAACGUGUGGGGAAGCGAAAGGGCCCGCUUAAGCCUGAUCAGCGGAAACAAGCUAGUGAAAUACGAAAAUUAAGAGCUUGUCUGCGAUGCAAGUGUCUGCGAUGCAAGUUCCUCAAGAAGACUUGUGACAAAGGAGAGCCUUGUGCGGGUUGUCAGCCAUCACACGCUAGGCUUUGGCAAGUUCCUUGCACUCGCAUUGACAUCAAAGAAAUCGGCUACUUCAUGAAAGAUUGGAAGGCCGAUUAUGAGCGUCACGUUACUUUAGCCUUCUCAGUGGGGAACAUCAAGGGGUUCUCUGAUGUUGAGAGAAUACUCUUCAUCACUCAUGGAUAUGGUCAAGUGAUUCCUGUCACCGCACGCGAAGUUUAUGUUCGCGAUGAAGAGUGCUUCAACAUCGAUUGGGUGGAAUCUAUGCAGCGCGAUCCUAACAGCUUCGAGCUCGCAACCGCGAAAUUGUCGGCGGGCAUGGAAGGGAUCACCCCCGCAAUGCUUUCGGAUUACCUUGACAAACAUAUUGACAGUGACGGGAGCUUCGAGAAUUUCGUGGAUGACUACUUCACCGGCACCCCAUUCUUGACCCAGAUGCUCAAGAGUACAUUCCGGUAUUACUCUCGAACUAAGCUUCCAGUUAUCCGGAAAGCACUGAAGCUCAUCCUAGCCUACAACCUUACGCUACAUGUUACCAUGGUCGAAGGAGUUGGUGAGCUGGAGGAUUUCAUCGGCAAGAUCGAUGAUGAAACGUCAAGGUACAAUGGAAAAAUCAUGGCACCAGUCAUGAUAAAUUUCCAGAUCAAGUGCGGCUUGGCUACCAUGUGGCGAGAAUUGCAAAAGGACGUGCUUGAGGAACUGUCUGCUCUCUACUCCAGUGUUUACAGCGGUGACAAACUUAAAAACUGGCCAACCAUUUUCCUCCUCGCGUCUAUACUGCUUGCUGUGUGGGAAGAGAUGCAGUUUGACUGCCAUUAUCGGGUUCCUGAUGCUGCGGCGGUUGACAAAUUCUGCACUGAUAUGGAAACAACCCCCGUCGGUGUCAUCGUCGGCCUCUUCCAAGCGAUUUCCCAGAAACUACCAGCAUUCACCGAAUGGGAUUCUCAAAAACACCACCACCUCCUAGGCUCGAAUGUUGACGUCUGUGACACCAUGACGGAAGUUCGUCAGCAUGUUACUCAAUACGAAUCCUAUCUUCGAACCCGCAGCAAGUCGAAAUUCGACCGCAACGAUUUCGAUUGUUUAUCAAAUAAAUUUGUCUCUAGACUUGUUAUUCGCGCGAACUAG
Molecule: messenger RNA, 2397 nt
Organism: Blastomyces dermatitidis ER-3
Lineage: Eukaryota; Fungi; Ascomycota; Eurotiomycetes; Onygenales; Ajellomycetaceae
Product: C6 finger domain-containing protein
Exons: 4
Coding region: 1-2397 (798 amino acids)
Source: RefSeq, a predicted model, not a curated record